AUGUCUUACCUAAAAAGAUAUAAUCAAAUUAGGUGCUCAUUAGAAGUCAAAGAAGUAAAUAUAUCAUUACACGAACUAAAAACGCCACCAAAAAGACAAAAUAUUCAUGCAAAAACCCCAAAAUCACCUCCAAAAACUGACAGAAAACAGCCGAUUAUUAAAUUAAAUCUUCACCGAAAAAGCUUUUCAACGUCAAAAUGCUCAUCAAGAUCUCACUCCUCGAAUAAAUAUAAAGAUAUUAUAUUUAAAAUUAAUUUAUUUCAAAUAGAUUACCAAUAUUCUGCUUAAUCAUAAAAAAAUAUAGAAUUAGGUAAAAAUUAUUAGGAGACUAUUUAUUAUAAUAUGGCUAUAUUAAUGCUGAGCCAAUACGGGUAGAAUUAAAAUUAGAAGAUCUCAGUCACUCGCCGUCUAGGCUUAAUGAUUUUCUGAAAAAUAGAAAAAAGCAGCCAUCAAGGUCUCCAAGCGAACAUCUUGGAAACGAUUUUAUUGACCCUGAAAAUGAAUCAAGCUUGUCACACAGCUAUAUUUCUAUUAAUCCAGCCCCAGAUCUAUUGAGUUCAUCUCUGCUUGAGUCUCUAGGCAAUAUUAGUCCUAUACAAGAAAUAACAAAAGAUGUGAAUAUAACGUCUUUGGAACAGUCAUUUGAAUUUACAUUUGAAAAUAGCAAAAAAACUAGAAAAAUGCUGAAAAAUCAAGAAAAUAAUUGUGAAGUGAUAGAGAGAGUUAAGGAAUUAAUAGAAAAAUCGUAUUCAUGCAAUGGAAAAUUAUCAUUGAUCCCUAAAAAUGAUCUAAAUAAAAUACCCGAAUCCAUAAUAGUUUGAAGAAAUGGAGAUAUUAGAACAUAUGAUGUGAAACACAUACAGAGAUAA
Blepharisma stoltei is the source of this 869-nucleotide messenger RNA. The record is from the annotation of a GenBank genome assembly. Lineage: Eukaryota; Ciliophora; Heterotrichea; Heterotrichida; Blepharismidae.